This is a messenger RNA of Crotalus tigris (Tiger rattlesnake), 556 nucleotides long. RefSeq names its product dual specificity protein phosphatase 13-like. The annotation marks the transcript as partial. Lineage: Eukaryota; Metazoa; Chordata; Lepidosauria; Squamata; Viperidae. The record is from RefSeq and is a predicted model, not a curated record. Gene Ontology annotation, molecular function: protein tyrosine/serine/threonine phosphatase activity; MAP kinase phosphatase activity. Gene Ontology annotation, cellular component: cytoplasm. Gene Ontology annotation, biological process: protein dephosphorylation; negative regulation of MAPK cascade. The transcript has 2 exons.
UUUUCCUCUUUUUUUGAUUGACAGAUUGGCAGCAAGAAGUAAAUCCGUUCUUCAGAGCAUUGGCAUCAGUCACAUCCUUAACGCAGCCGACGGGCCCUACAACAUAAACACUGGAGUCCGCUAUUACCGGGACCUGCCGAUUCAGUACUACGGGGUGCAAGCUUUUGACGACAACUCCUUCGACAUAAGUGUCUUCUUCCACGAGGCUGCUGAUUUCAUACACAAGGCCUUAAAUACUGCAGGAGGCAAGGUCUUUGUCCACUGUGCGAUGGGGCUAAGCCGUUCGGCUACUUUAGUGUUGGCAUAUUUGAUGAUCCACGAAAACCUGACACUUGUGGAAGCCUUGAAGUCAGUGGACUCUCACAGAGGCAUCUGUCCAAACAUCGGAUUCCUCAGCCAACUGCGAGCCUUGGACAUCAAAUUAAACAACGGAAAAAAAGAGAGAGAGAUAAAACUAAUAGGACAGGGGACUGAAUAGAUCGUCAAAUAUAGGAAUUCUGCAGUAUUCUGAAGAAGAAGAAGAAGAAGAAGAAGAAGAAGAAGAAGAAGAAGAAGA